Gymnogyps californianus (California condor) is the source of this 1903-nucleotide messenger RNA. It is a transcript of the gene UTP6, whose product is annotated as UTP6 small subunit processome component. Lineage: Eukaryota; Metazoa; Chordata; Aves; Accipitriformes; Cathartidae. Gene Ontology annotation, molecular function: snoRNA binding; protein binding. Bases 1 to 1800 code for a protein of 599 amino acids. The record is from RefSeq and is a predicted model, not a curated record. Gene Ontology annotation, biological process: maturation of SSU-rRNA from tricistronic rRNA transcript (SSU-rRNA, 5.8S rRNA, LSU-rRNA). The transcript has 19 exons. Gene Ontology annotation, cellular component: Pwp2p-containing subcomplex of 90S preribosome; small-subunit processome.
AUGGCGGAGCGUAUCGAGCAGCGGCUGGAGGACCGCGUCCCGGAGCUGGAGCAGCUGGAGCGGGUCGGGCUGUUCACGCGCAGGGAGAUCAGGGCCGUCCUGAGGAAGGCCUCGGCUCUGGAGUACAAAAUACAGCGGAGAGCGCUUCGGAAGGAGGAUUUUAUUAAUUAUAUUCAGUAUGAAAUUAAUCUGCUGGAACUGAUUAAGAAAAGAAGAGCACGCAUUGGCUAUUCAUUUAAGAAGGAUGAAAUUGAGAACUCUAUUCUGCAUAGAGUCCAUAGCCUCUUCAACCGUGCUACAGGAAAAUGGAAAGAAGAUGUCCAACUUUGGCUUUCACAUGUUGCAUUUUGCAAGCAGUGGAAUGCAAAACAUCAGCUUAGUAAGGUGUUUUCUUCAAUGUUGGCCAUUCAUCCCAAUAAACCAGCACUGUGGAUUAUGGCAGCAAAAUGGGAAAUGGAGACACAACUCUCGUCAGAAAGUGCUAGGCACUUGUUCCUUCGUGCUUUGCGCUUCCAUCCAGAGUGCCCAAAACUUUAUCAAGAAUAUUUCAGAAUGGAGCUGAUGCAUGCUGAAAAACAGAGGAAGGAAAAGAAAGAAUUUGAACAAGCAAAGAUGGACUUGGGGGAAUUCAAUUAUUCUGAAGAGAUUCUCAAUGGGGAAAUGGCUCGCAUAAUCUACAGGGAUGCUGCUCAGAAAAUUAAAGGUGUUGAGUUCCAUCUGGGUGUGCUUUCUAUUGCAAAGCUCUUUGAUUUUACUCAAGAUUUGCAAAAAGAAAUUCUUGAAAGUUUGCAGACCAAGUAUGCUGAUGAUCCUCUUACAUGGGACUACAUGGCCCGUCGUGAGCUGGAGCUGGGGUCCCUGCAGUCCAGAGAACGCACCACAAAACAGAUGAAAGUAUCUGAAAUGACCCAGAGAGAGGAACGGUGCUGUGCAGUCUUUGAAGAGGCUGUGAGAGCAGUCCCAACAGAGGACAUGUGGAAAUGCUACAUCACUUUUUGCUUAGAGAGAUACAACAGGAAAACCAACAGUGAAGAAUUAAAGCAAAAGAGGCUGGAGAGGACACUGAGUGUGUUCAGCAAAGCCGAUGAGUCCAGUUUGCUGCCAGAAGCUCUCUAUAAGCAGUGGCUUCAACUAUUACUGGAGUCCAACCUCUUUGAGAAGGCUACGGAGGUGGCAGAAGCUGCAACUAAGCGCUUCAGCCUGUCAGUGGAAAUGUGGCAGAUGAGGCUGCAGGUGCUGAUCCAACUGAAGAGUGACGAUGUGACCCAGUGUUUUGAAGAAGCCGUUAAGCACGUGAAAUCUAAGGUCUGUGGCACUUUGCCAUUAUGGACCCUCUGGGUGGAAUGGAGUGAAGGCACAAACAGCAAGGAAGACACAGAAGCUCUCUACCAGAGAUCCUUACAUGCCACAACUCCUGCUGAAUCUGUGACUAUGAAAGAAAUGUAUCUUGACUGGACUUACAGAAAUGGUGGUUAUAAGAAAGUUAAAAGAGCCUUCACCAGCCUGUGUGAAAAUCGUCCAUUUUCGCUUGACUUCUUCAGGAAGAUGAUCCAAAUAGAAAAGGAGCAAGAAUCCUGCAAAAUGCUUCAUCUGAGAGAAUACUAUGAACGUGCCUUGAGAGAGUUUGGUUCAACAGAUUCUGAUCUCUGGCUGGAUUAUAUCAAAGAGGAGCUAAGUCAUCCCCAAGGCAAACCAGAAAACUGUGGGAGCAUUCACUGGCGAGCUAUGAAGAUGUUGCAGGGAGACCUGGUGGAAGACUUUGUUUCCAAAUACACUUUAUUGCAAACUGGACAUUUAUGAAAAACUAUAAAUAGUUACAACAUGACAGUGCGCUUUUUUCUUUAACUUCUUUGUACAAAGGUAAAUACGUUCCUGGAUCUUAUUAAAGUUUACCUUCUUUACA